This is a messenger RNA of Solanum tuberosum (potato), 3260 nucleotides long. Its product is annotated as exocyst complex component EXO84A-like. The record is from RefSeq and is a predicted model, not a curated record. Gene Ontology annotation, cellular component: exocyst. NCBI's taxonomy places the organism in Eukaryota, Viridiplantae, Streptophyta, Magnoliopsida, Solanales, Solanaceae. Gene Ontology annotation, biological process: exocytosis; Golgi to plasma membrane transport; intracellular protein localization. The coding region runs from base 1 to 2226 and encodes 741 amino acids. The transcript is spliced from 5 exons.
AUGGAUGGAGGUUCAUUCUCUUCAAGCAUAGGAGAUUCAAUUGAUUUUGAUGAAAAAGAUUUAUCACUUAGUGAUAAACUCAAAGUAUUCAAAGCUUCUGCAUAUGAUCCUGAUUCAUAUGUUACCAAUCGAUGUCGUCAAAUGAGCGAAAAGGCUGUUGCUGCAUCAUCACUUGCAGAAGUGUCUUAUUCGUUUUAUAUAUGCAGCACAUCAAGGGAAAUAUCCAAUCUUGAAGGACAGCUUAUUGCGUUGAGAAAUCUCCUAUCUACUCGAGCAGCAAUUGUUCAUGGUUUAGCUGAAGGAAUUAAUGUUGAUUCUCUGGCUAGCUCUGAUGGUUCAACACAAGAUGAUAGGUCUAAUAAUGGUGAUAAUGAUAGCACCAAUACUGAGAGUUGGUUAGGACAAUUUAUAGAGAAGCUUGAAGUGUUACUUGCUGAGAGGAGAGUUGAUGAAGUUUUGGAUGUGCUGGAUGAAGGUGAACAUAUGGCAAAUGAUACUCGUAGUAAACAGACAUUGACUCCAUCAGCGUUAUUAUCAUUGCAGAAAGUUAUCACUGAACAGAAACAAAAGUUAGCAGCACAGUUAGCAGAAGCUUCUUUCAAGCCUUCAGUUGGUGCUGCUGAGCUUCGUUCUGCAGUACAAGCUCUAAAACGUCUUGGUGAUGGACCUCGUGCUCAUACCUUAAUGUUAAGUUCUCACCAGCAGAAGUUGCAUGGUAAUAUGCAGGGUCUUCGUCCUUCAGGUACUUCACAUGGAGUAGCAUAUAGUGCUGCUCUUUCGCAGCUUGUUUUCUCGACAAUGGCACAGGCCACAAGUGAUUCCUUGUCCUUAUUUGAUGAUGAACCUUCCUAUACAUCUGAGCUAGUAACUUGGGCUGUCAACCAGACUGAGAAUUUUGCUCAUCUUAUUAAAAGAUAUGUCAUAGCUUCACCAGCAGCAUCAGGAUGCUUAAGACCUGUUGCUGAAAGUGUUCACAUAAGUCUCGGGCACUGCUCUUUGUUAGAAGCUCGCGGGUUGGCCCUUUCACCAGUUCUCCUGAAAAAUUUUAAGCCCUGUGUUGAGCAAGCACUGUAUGCCAAUAUAAAGAGGAUUGAGCAGUGCACUGCUGCACUUGCUGCUGCAGAUGAUUGGUCGCUAACUUAUCCACCAAUCGGCUCACGUUCUCUAGGAACUUCAUCUCUUGCUGGUGUAAUCACCUCCCAGCCAAAGCUCUCAAGCAGUGCUCAUAAAUUCAACACAAUGGUUCAGGAACUCUGCGAGGACAUUAGUCCUCUCGAAAUCUUACAAUUGUCGGAAAACACUUUGGAAGGUGUGAUGCAAGUGUUUAACUCAUAUAUAGGUAUGUUGGUAAAAGCAUUACCUGGUUCAGUGGACAAUGAGAACCUCGAAGGAUCUGUAAACAGAAUUGUUAGGCUGGCUGAAACAGAACCUGAACAGAUUGCUUUACUAGCCAAUGCAUUAUUGUUAUCAGAUGAGCUAAUCCCUCGUGCAGCCGCCAAGCUUUCAUCUGCACAGCAAUCUAAUAAAACAGAUGAUACAUCUAAACGAAGUACGGACAGACAAUCCCGUCCUGUAGAGCAGAGAGAACUGAAACGGAGACUCCAACGUUUAGUUGAUCAGCUCCGUGACAGCUUUUGUAGGCAACAUGCACUUGAACUCAUUUUUUUGGAAGAUGGUGGCGUUCGUUUAAGUCCAGACAUGUACCUAAAUAUGGAUGGAAAUCCAGAAGAGAUAGAGUGGUUUCCAUCUCCAGUAUAUCAGGAAAUGUUCGGGAAGUUAACUCGAAUUGCUAGCAUAGCAUCAGACAUGUUUGUGGGAAGAGAAAGAUUUGCUACUAUUCUUUUGAUGAGGCUCACUGAAACUAUCAUCCUCUGGCUUUCUGAAGAUCAAAAUUUCUGGGAAGAGAUUGAACAAGGGCCAAGGCCUUUAGGUCCACUUGGCCUUCAACAGUUCUAUCUAGAUAUGGAAUUUGUGAUACUGUUUGCUUCACAAGGGCGUUACUUGUCUCGAAAUCUUCAACAAGUAAUCAAAAACAUCAUAGGCAGAGCUAUUGAAGCAGUUGCUGCAAGCCACAUUGAUCCAUACAGUGUACUACCAGAGGAUGACUGGUUUGCAGAAGUUGCUCAAAUUGCUAUAGAUAUGCUAACUGGGAAAACACAAGUAGGGACCAUGGAGAAUGUUAGUAGCCCUACAGCAUCAUCAGUUCUUUCUCAUGGAAGUAACUAAAUUUAGAACUGUCUUUCCACUAAAGGAUAGUAAUCAAUUAAAAUACUUCAUUUAGUUUCUUGGUUUCUUGAUUGGAUAAUCAGCUAACAUACUUCAUUCAGUUGGUGUUUUAUUAGGAAAAUUUAUUUAUUUAAUUGUAUUCUGUUUUUUUUUUUUUAUAGCUAAAAUGUAAAUUUAUCAUGCAACUUCUCAAGUAUUCGUUUUUGUAACGGUGGUGUCUAGAACAGCUUGAAAUGCACCUAGACUAUUCCAUCGAGGAACAUACUACUACCGGCUAGAAUGUGGCAGGUAAGAAAUCACCUACCUUUUUUGGCCUCUCCAGAGAUUAAAAUCAUGGUCUUCUACUUAGGCCAUGAACUAGAUCAGAAUCAUUCUCAACGAGUUCAUAAGGGUGUUUUCGCCUGUUCGGUGUAGAGUUUACAUUUUUUCGAAAAUGUUUCUAAUUUUCUCAUGUUCGGUUUAUCAAAAUUUUCGGAAAACAUUUUCUCUAGGAAAAUAAAUUCCUUAAAAAAUGAUGAACAUGACUUUUCGAAUAGAAAUAGGAAAAGCAAGUUCCAUAAGUGGCAUUCCACAUUGAUUGUAUCCUCUUCAUUUUCACCCCACCCCGGUAGCCCCACCAUCCCACACUUCUACCCCAUCCCCACGAUCUCAUACUAUUUGUCUAGAUUAUACACGAAUGUUUUUAGAAUAAUAUUUUUUUACCUACGUACCGAACACAAGAAAAUAAGUAAUAAACUCACUUAUUUUCCUAGAAAACAUUUCUCUUCGUACCGAAUACACCCCUAAUCUCCAUGAUUUUUCUCCCACUUCAUUAAUCACUAGGUCCCCGAGUGCAAAGAUGCUACACCUAUUGCAUACUUUGGAUCUCAUUAUACUAGAUUAGCUCUACUAUGCAAACAUUACAGGGGAAUGUUAGCAUCCAUCUUAAAUAUUUUUUCUUCACAUAGUUUUGUUGAAACAACCUAUUACAAUAUGAUCUAACUGUGACUACAACUUUUUACCUUCAUAUUCUCCAAGAUCUUUACUUUCAAAAU